CCUUCCACAGCUUCCAUCGCUGGCUGAUAUCAGGCAUAAUCUUGUUCCCAAAUUCAGAUCUAUCAUCUGCGAGGUUAUUUUGGUGAAUGAGCAGCCACUUAUGAAGCAGGGACGUUUGCUCGCUCUUGCAACUCGCGUGCUUUCAUCUUCAAGUUCAAAAUUACUUCUUUCAAAACAGACACGCCACAUUGUCUACUGCUCGAAACUCAAGAACACUCAACGAGAACACAUCUACAGAAACCAACACUUUCGAGGCCGACUGUACUCAAGCAUGUCUCCAAACGACGAGAAGCCACGCGCGCCUUUCAUUGUCCGAUUCUACGGGAACGAAGCCGAGCGCGACAGCAAUGGUCGCAACCUUGACGAGAUUCUGAAUUUCGACGACUACGAUUUGGAGGGCCACCAUGAUUUCAUCCAAGUCAUCUUUCCACUUCCUGAACGCUCACCAAUCAACCCAAGCGCACCCAUCAUCACCAAAGCCGUCCGUGACGCCUUUCUGCAACAAGAGCUCCUCCGCAGCAACCUCUUUCGCGCAUUCGCUCGCAUGGCGAGUUUCUACGCCUUCGAUGCGUCUGGCACCAAGGAGGAUCCCACGCUCGAUCCAAAAGCAAAUUUCACAAAGCUGGCUCGACAGACGUGGCUCACACGUAUGGAUCACAACCACCUUCGCAUCACACGCAUUAUUCGAUGCAUGCGUAUACUUGGACUCGAAACGGCUGCAACCAAUUUCUACGAUGCUCUUCGGGCAAAUGAAGGCGGGAAGGUGUCUGAGAGAAGCAUGAUGUACUGGGAGCGUGCUGUCAAGCGUCCACUUCACCUACCGCCUGAUGAGUCGAACGAAGAUGCGAUGGGUGUUGCGUGGUUGAAGGAAAACAAUGCGUCGUGAGAGGCAUGAGUCUUGAACCACUUUCUCUUGCCGCAUGCCCAAACUGCAAUAGGAAACGCAGGUUCUGGAGGGGUCUGAAGUUUUGCAACCAUGGUCUCCGCAUUUGGACAUAGUUCCGUGACAUGAUGGUAUCAGCACAUUCAAAGCAGGUCAACGACGAAAGGGAAAUAACCGCUCAGGGGGCAUUUCGGCCUGAACGGAGACGAGUCAAUUUUGGGUUGCGCUUGGCAGGAAGCAGGCCCAUUUACAGCACACGCGGGAUCAUCAGGGUCACUUGUCAGUUACACAUUUCAAACCGACCA
Molecule: messenger RNA, 1188 nt
Organism: Cercospora beticola
Lineage: Eukaryota; Fungi; Ascomycota; Dothideomycetes; Mycosphaerellales; Mycosphaerellaceae
Cellular component (GO): membrane
Molecular function (GO): opioid growth factor receptor activity
Source: RefSeq, a predicted model, not a curated record